Molecule: messenger RNA, 636 nt
Organism: Paramuricea clavata
Lineage: Eukaryota; Metazoa; Cnidaria; Anthozoa; Malacalcyonacea; Plexauridae
Source: the annotation of a GenBank genome assembly
AUGCGGUUGAAUGCCAAGAAAACCAAAGAAUUUCGUGUAUCCUUUUUACAAUCUGAACCUGAAUUUGAUCAUCUGACAAUAAACGGUAGUCCGCUUGAAGUUGUUGAUAGUUUCAAACUCCUGGGUAUCACUCUAAGCAGUGAUCUGUCCUGGAACAUUCACGUUUCAAACAUAUCUGCUAAAGCAAGCAAGCGACUAUAUGCCCUACGAAUCCUGAAACGCCAUGGUGUUCCAGUAAAGAAUCUAAUUUCCAUCUUCUGUUCAUUCAUUCGUCCAGUGCUUGAGUAUGCAUGUCAAGUUUGGCACUCUUCUCUGCCAUUGAUGUUAUCAGAUCAAAUCGAACACAUCCAAAAACGAGCUUUAAAGAUUGUGUUCCCACACCAUUCAUACGCUGAAGCCCUUGAUAAAGCAAAACUGAAAACACUUCAAGAACGAAGAGAAAUUCAGUGUCUGUCCUUGUAUCAAUCUAUUUUAAAAGAUGACAAUAAACUAAACAAUCUUCUCCCAAGUCCUAUUACACAUAAGUAUAGUUUAAGGAAUCCAAGGAAAUAUCCUCUAUUUAAAUGUAGGACUGAACGUUUUAGAAAUAGUUUUAUUCCGUACUGUGUUGCAAAGUGGGAUUCUCUGGGUAGUUAG